This is a messenger RNA of Aspergillus uvarum CBS 121591, 1242 nucleotides long. RefSeq lists its product as uncharacterized. Gene Ontology annotation, cellular component: mitochondrion. The transcript has a single exon. Bases 94 to 966 code for a protein of 290 amino acids. NCBI's taxonomy places the organism in Eukaryota, Fungi, Ascomycota, Eurotiomycetes, Eurotiales, Aspergillaceae. The record is from RefSeq and is a predicted model, not a curated record.
GAUAUAUCCUUAUACUAAUAACUUUCUACAGGGGCUACUGCAGCAGACUAUGAGCGUGCUACAGGUCUAAGAGAAUUGUAUUGUGUAGACAAAAUGCCUAAUUUACCUAGGUCUCCAAUCGCUCUACAUUAUUCCGGAUCAUAUCAGCCAUCUCGAGAGACGAAGAGAUUAGCAAUAGAGAGCUACCUCAAAAUCUCGGAUUACCUUCUUCCCGAUGAGUCGAUUCAAACUUCCCAUAUAUGGCAUUCCGAUUUACAUGCAGAGAAUAUUUUUGUGAAUCCGAACAACCCAUCGGAGAUUUAUGGUUUCAUUGAUUGGCAAUCCGCUGAACUUGCGCCGUUAUACGAUCAUCCGAUUGAGCCUUACUUUCUCGAGUAUGAUGGUCCAUCUCUUGAUGGAUUGCUAGAGCGCCCCAAACUCGCCGAUAUUCGUGAACUUUUUCGAAGUGACCCCGAACCAUUGGCAGAACGCCGAGCUACAUCGCUAUAUACUAAAAUGUCCUUGGUAUCUUUAUACAGGCAUUUCGUCUACAAGAAAAUGCCACUUUUAUUCAAGGCUCUCGAGUUCCGCGAAACAGCUUGUUUCCAACUGCUUCUUCUUGCUCGAAAUCUCCUAGUAGAUGGCGAGGCAACAUAUCUGGCAUUAUUAGCUGAUCAACAACAAAAUGAUUGGCACGAUAUUCAAAGAUUAAAACAUAGCAGCAGGCAUUAUCCGCUCCAGUUCUCGACUGAAAUGCUCCACAAGAUUGAGAAGGAUCACAAAAGUGCUAUCUUAUCCAUGGAUCUGAUGCGAGAAAUCCAGGACUUGAUAGGUCACAAAUUCUUCUACGCACGUGGUAUGGUGUCUCAUGAUGAGUACAAUGAGGUUAGUCAGAUUCUACCUCAAGCUAAAUCGAAGUUCAUUCGCAAAUAUGCUCGCAAUGAGGAGGCAGUCAAAGAGUUGGAAGAUAUUUGGCCAUAUCACUGACAAGAAUAUCUAUGUUGAUUCGCCUGAAAUUUGUACUUGAUUACUGCUCUCUAGUACAGCGCCAGAGAUAGGCCACGUUUUGCUGUUACCUUAGGUCUUUACUCAUCAAAUCUCUUACUUAUCUUUCUCUCUUUCUAUAUAAAUAUUGAUACAAAUUUUGGACUAAAGCACUCGUUCGGCUGAGCGGAUGGGCCAGAGGAUGACCUGGGUUGCGUAGUAACGGUAUUCUCAACACGCUCUGGAGUAUCAGCGCAAGGAUUCUUACGCAGAUUAGAU